Molecule: messenger RNA, 1033 nt
Organism: Mangifera indica (mango)
Lineage: Eukaryota; Viridiplantae; Streptophyta; Magnoliopsida; Sapindales; Anacardiaceae
Exons: 4
Coding region: 424-738 (104 amino acids)
Source: RefSeq, a predicted model, not a curated record
CGUCUUAGUGGUGUUCGCAUAGGUCUGUUCACUAUAUCUCCACCUCCCAACAAAUCCAUCGCAUAGGUCUGACCAGUUGCCACAAAAACCUAGUAACGUCAACUUCUCGAACCGAAUAGACCCGAACUUGACCCGUUUUACAGUGAUGCUAGCUUCUCUUGCCUCUUGAUAAGUCUCUUCUUCUUCACUUUCUCUUUUUCACCCUUCAUCGCGAUUGACAACUUAAAUCAAGUCUAUUUUUACUUGUCACUUGAACCUUCUUUUUAAAUUUUCUCGCAAUAAAUUCAAAAUUGUCCGUACAAAAACUUGAAAAAAAAAAUUUAACGUUCCUCGAUUCAACUCUUUAAUUGAUGCUCUUGAUUGUGUGUUUCAGCAGGUUUUGUUGUUGAGGCAUGCUCAAAUCUUCUACUUGCUUCGUUUCAAAUGGCUCUUGCAAUUGCGCUUACACAAUCAUGUGUUUUGUGUUUUAGUACGAGACAGUUGAGAAGUGCUAUAAUCUUUCAAGCAAAGAGAGGAUGCCGAAAUGUUUUGGGUAGAGAGAUGAGGUUUACUAACUUCUUAGUGUCUAAAGUAUCGAGAAUAUGUUAUCCAUCAAAGCAUAUAUAUGCUGAAAAAACGUUGGUGCAAGUAGACAGUUAUGACUCGAAAAGCUUAUUGGAUCAGUCUAAAUUGUUUAAUAAGGAAACUGCUGCAACAUUUUCCUCAGACCUAUGCAGAUUUACAGAAUUCUCAAAUUGACAUUAAAGACGGACAACACUUUACCUUUGUUUAAAAUGUUUUAUCUUCCAGGUAAUUGGAUGUACCCUCAAAAUUUUACUUAUGUCAUGACAGCAGACACAAGUGGUUAGACAUUUUUGCCUCGUCUUCCAGAUACUUCAUAAUGAGUCUCCAGGGUAAUCCAGGUAGUGUGGUAGUUGACUUUAAUAAGGUGAUCAACUUUAGCUUCUAUAUAAAUCAACAGAAGUUAAAAAUAAUGUGUUCGAAACAAUGUUCAGGCAAUCAAACACGUAUAAAGUCUUGCUGCUUUUAAUAA